Molecule: messenger RNA, 1227 nt
Organism: Eremothecium cymbalariae DBVPG#7215
Lineage: Eukaryota; Fungi; Ascomycota; Saccharomycetes; Saccharomycetales; Saccharomycetaceae
Gene: LEM3
Product: Lem3p
Exons: 1
Coding region: 1-1227 (408 amino acids)
Cellular component (GO): Golgi apparatus; plasma membrane; endoplasmic reticulum
Source: RefSeq, a predicted model, not a curated record
AUGGCGGGUAUAAAGUUAAGUAAUGUUGGUAUCUUUCGUAAGAAAGAUAAGGAGCUGUACAAGGAUCGUGUUGAAGAAGAAGAUGCAGAUGUUUCUGAUUUUGAAGAUGAGAAGCCAAAAAAGGUAUCAUCAAGAAGGCCUAAGGAAACAAGGUUUACUCAGCAGAGGAUUGGGGCGGUUAAUCUUAUAGUUAAACCUGCUACUGUAAUACCUCUUUAUUUAAUACUGGCAAUAUUUUCAGUUGUUAUUGGGGCAGUAUUAUUUGUAAGUGUUACGAAGGUGGAUGAGUUUAUCAUUUAUUACCAUAAUUGCGCCUCGAAUGCUUCACUUACAGAUUUCCAAGAUAUUCCCAGUGAUCAAUUCUCUUAUUCCUUCCAUAAGGAAGGUUCGUCUGGAUCCAACCCCCAGUGGAAGUAUGUGGAGCCUGAAGAUCCUUCGGAAGAUGGAAGUUGUCGAUUAAGGUUCAGCGUCCCUUAUGAUCUAGAAGGCCCGAUAUAUGUGAGCUAUUUGAUUGAAAAUUUCUACGCUAACCAUAGGAGGUUUGUGCUAUCUUUUAGUGAGGAUCAAAUAAAGGGAUUGAAUGCUUCCUAUGAAGAUGUCCAUGGUUCAGUAGGUAUUAAUUGUAGGCCGCUCAUAAGAAAUGAAGAGGGAAAGCUAUAUUACCCAUGUGGUUUAAUUGCCAAUUCCAUGUUUAAUGACACGUUUCCGUUUUCCCUAACUGGUGUCAAUGGUGCUUCGGACUUUCCAUUAACCAAUAAAGGAAUUAAUUGGCCUGAUGAUAAGAAUCGUUUUAAGAAGACCCAAUAUUCACCCGAUGAUGUUACUCCGCCGCCAUAUUGGAAAAAGCAGUUUCCAGAUGGCUACAAUGAAGAAAACCUUCCCGAUCUCCACGAAUGGGAAGAAUUUCAAAACUGGAUGAGAACAUCUACCUUACCAAAGUUUUCAAAACUAAUUAGACGAAAUGACAACGACACGCUUAGUGCAGGCACAUACGAAAUGGAAAUCGGUCUUCAUUGGCCUGUAGAUGGUUGGAAAGAUGGUAAGAAGGCAGUUUAUAUUACGAAUAGCUCUUCUAUUGGGGGCAAAAAUAAAUUUUUACCAAUAAUCUAUCUGGUGGGAGGUGGCCUAUGCUGUAUCAUAGCUUUAUUUAUUCUCUUCUCAUACGUUUUUGCUAGAAGAAAGAUAGCAGAUUGGAAUUUAUUAUCAUGGAAUAGAACGAAUCAAUAA